GCUCUCUUCUUUCUUUAUCUCCUUCUUCACAUUAUUGAUGCCAUAAUUCCUCUCUUGAUACAACUCUAUAGAAUAUAAUUCUUGUAGCUCAACCAUAAGUGACUCCUUUUUAAUAUUAAUCAUAUAUUUUACAGUUGUGUAUGCAUAGAGUGGGGGUAUUAUAUAAAGGUAUGAGUGAGUGAUGAUUUGAAUGUAAGAGGCAGGGUGUGUUUGCACUUUGCAGUUUGCACACACAACAACACCAACCAAAGUUUGCCACACAACUCAAAUUCAGAUUUGGAGGUGGUGAAGUGUCUCCUUCUCCAAUGGCAUUCAUCAUCAACUACAACAAGCUCUCUCUCUUUCUGUUUCUUGCCACCCUACUCACCCUCUCUCAAGGUGAUAAGAUACCCUGGCAAACCAAGUACCCCUUCAUCCGACCAUCGAGUUCAUUCUCAUCACCAUCACCAUCACCAUCACCACCGUCGUCGUCAGCAAAGUCAAUCCCAUCCAACGGCGGAGGAAAAAAGGAGGAGUAUGACUACAUUGUUGUCGGAGGUGGCUCUGCAGGGUGUCCAUUAGCAGCCACAUUGUCUCAAAACUAUCGGGUGCUCUUACUUGAAAGGGGUGGUGUCCCUUUUGCGAAUAGGAAUGUCUCAUUUUUGUCAAAUUUCCAUCUUACCCUUGCCGACACAUCUGAUUCUUCUGCUUCACAAUACUUUGUGUCAAAUGAUGGAGUCUUCAAUGCAAGAGCUAGGGUUUUGGGUGGUGGUACUUCCAUCAACGCAGGAUUUUACACCCGAGCAAGCACAAGUUAUGUUAAGAGCGUAGGAUGGGAUGCAAAAUUGGUGAAUGAAUCAUACCCAUGGGUCGAGAAGCAAAUUGUUCAUGAACCUGUUUUCGAACCAUGGCAAAGAGCAGUUCGAGAUGGACUUUUGGAUGUCGGUGUUUCACCCAAUAAUGGGUUCACAUAUGACCAUUUGUAUGGUACAAAGGUUGGUGGGACCAUUUUUGAUAAAUAUGGUCGUCGACACACUGCUGCUGAGUUACUAUCUUCUGCAAACCCUCAAAACCUCGAUGUGUUAAUUCAUGCACGAGUUCAAAAAGUUACAUUCGACACAAAUGGGAAGAAACCAAGGGCGAUUGGGGUGGUUUUUAAAGACGAAAAUGGGGACUUACAUGAAGCAUUUAUUUCUAGGAAGCGUGGAAGCGAGGUUAUUGUUACAAGUGGAGCGAUUGGGAGUCCUCAACUGUUAUUGCUUAGUGGGAUAGGGCCAAAAGAUGAUCUUGAGAAACUAAACAUUUCGGUAGUGCAUGACAACGAAUUUGUUGGGAAAAACAUGUCGGAUAAUCCCAUGAACGCCAUUUAUGUUCCUUUUAAUAGACCUGUCAAACAGUCACUGAUUGAAACAGUUGGGAUUACAAAAAUGGGUGUGUUUAUUGAAGCCAGUAGUGGUUAUGGUCAAUCUUCGGAUAGCAUCCAUUGUCAUCAUGGUAUCACUUCAGCUGAGAUUGGACAGCUUUCAACCAUUCCUCCGAAGAAAAGAACAAAAGAAGCGAUUGAAUUGUACAAAAGAAACAAAAAGGAUAUCCCACAUGAAGCAUUUCAUGGAGGUUUUAUCUUAGAAAAGAUUGGUUACCCAAAGUCAAAGGGUGAGCUGAAAUUGAUCAACACCAAUGUCGACAACAACCCAUCUGUUGUAUUUAACUACUUUAGCCACCCUGACGACUUAAGGAGUUGUGUUCAUGGAGUCCGGAUGAUGGAGAAACUCGUGAGAUCGAAACCUUUCCUUAACUUCACUCAGUGUGACAACGAAACUGUCAACAAACUGCUUAAUAUGAGUGUCACUGCCAAUGUCAACUUGAUACCUAGACACACGAAUGACACAGAGUCACUCGAGCAAUUUUGUAAAGACACAGUGAUCACCAUAUGGCACUAUCAUGGUGGGUGCCACGUUGGCAAGGUGGUGAACAAUGAUUAUGAGGUUAUGGGUGUGCAUAGGCUUCGUGUCAUCGAUGGGUCCACUUUUGAGCAAUCCCCUGGCACCAAUCCUCAAGCGACUGUGAUGAUGAUUGGAAGGUACAUGGGAGUGAAGAUUUUAAGAGAAAGGUUACGAAAAGAAGGAUCAUGAAAAUAAAUUAAUGCAAUGUGGAAUGGUGAUCGUGAUGAUGAUGUUAUUUUAAUUUUGUGAAAAUUAAUUAAGAUAGAAAUUCUUUGCAAGGAUUAGGCAUCAAACAUUUAGUUUGAUGGUAUUUGAAUCGGUCUUUUAGAUAUUAUAUCUUUAAGAUAACGACUUCAAAUCCCCUAUUUGCAUUCUUUGUGAGAGAUGUAGAAUAUAUAUUAACUCUGAGACUUUUAAUUCUCCACUCCUAUUGUAUUCUAAGUGCUUUUGAUAUUUAAGUUGGGUACCAAGUUUGGUAGAGUUUCAUUUGA
This is a messenger RNA of Lactuca sativa (garden lettuce), 2413 nucleotides long. RefSeq names its product protein HOTHEAD. Lineage: Eukaryota; Viridiplantae; Streptophyta; Magnoliopsida; Asterales; Asteraceae. The record is from RefSeq and is a predicted model, not a curated record. Gene Ontology annotation, molecular function: flavin adenine dinucleotide binding; oxidoreductase activity, acting on CH-OH group of donors.